AUGUACAUCAGCAUUCUGGAGCCCCUGUUUUCGGUACGUACGUUCACUGCCCUGUUCUAUCCAUCUCGUAGUAUACAGCCGUUAAAAUGGGCCAGCGUUCCCAAUCGGUUGGGGAUGUCAACUCUGAGGAUUCACUGAAUGCCUAUGGUUCGCCUCUUUUCAACUGCUUCAUUUAUUCAGAUGACAAACUGAUUGAGCGGGACGUCACGUUGACUGAGGAGGGCAUCGAGAUUAGCCAGAAGUUUACCAUUGGCGAAGAAAAACACUUCAAAUUACAUCACCCGUGUUACUUGAUAAAGUCUGGCAUUGAGGUAGUUUGCCUUUCCAAAUGUGCUUUUGCUAGGCAAUCAUUGAAGAUGACGUUACCCAGCGGUUUUCGUCCGCAGAACUGCGCGUAUGGAAUCUUCUGGCUAGAAAUCAAAACUUUUAUUUUUACAAGUUAGAAUUUAGUGUUUGCUAACAUCAUCUUAGUACAAAGUGCUCGCGCACCUUAUAUUUCUUGUGGUUCGUUGGAUUUGUGGUCCGGUACCUUAUCCUAUUCCCAAGCAGGUAGCUUACCCCUAUAUACCUAACUGUUCUGCAGACUAUCGGUUUGUCUUUUCGGAGUCGCGGUGACUUGGUUAGUAGGCUUUCUGAAAACCUGCUUCCCCAAUUCUCGUCUUGGAAUAUGGCUUUCUGGUCGUGGAUAUCAGAAAGCUAUGCUCCUCAACCUUUGUGCUUAUGCGCCGGUUAUUCGUUUCCACAACCCGUAAGUUUCAUGAUGUAAUGCCUAUAAUUUUCUCCUGCAGAGUUUGCCCAUUUUAUAUUAUUGUAAGUCCUUCUAAUAGUAUUCUUUUAAUGUGUGGUAUACAUAAAGUUUUGCCAAGAAAGCCUGUCGUAGUUGACUGUAGUCAUUUUCACUAGAUUGGUCUUAUGACUUGGAUGUCGGGCUGUGGGUUUUUGUACAACAUGCUAAGAGAAGUGUGGUUUCUCACACAAACUUGGGGUAGGUUAAUUGGUUCGUCACCACCCUUAGUAUGCAGGGAACUUUUGCUUUCGAGGAUACUCCAACCGGAUGUCGGAUAAAUUAGGGAGGUCCAUUAAUUUAGCUGUGGAAGACUGUAGACCGAUGACAGUGGUAUCCGUAGGUAGUGUGCAGGAACCCAGGUUUAGCUAAUGCUGCGUUCAACGCUCACACCGUUUGACUCCAUGUUGGACCCGCUGACCAUGCGGAAAUAGGCGAAUCGGUUUUGCCUCCUCGUUGGUUGGUCGCGUCUUGCAGUCUAAGGCUGCGUAGGACAAAGAUUGAGCGUUUUAACCAGCGGCGACGGGGAUUGAUCCGAUGGGUAAGGUUGAAGCCGUGUAGGUAGUUGCCGAGGUGUCCUUAUCGGCGACGACCUGUGAAUAAUGCCACCGUUAAAUAACACCUUGUCAGACACCGAUAUGAUAUCCUCGCAACCUAACCGUUCCCCCGAGACUGACUCUGCCUUAACAUUGUACAUAUGCUGGUCAUAUUAGCAGACUCCAUGUCGACUCCAUCUGUUCCUAUCACCUAACCUCUGGUAUCCCCCGAAGACAGCUUAGAUAAUGGCUGAGCUUGCUUCCUGAGUUUCACCGAAUUAUCCAGGCCAUCACUCUACAGAGAACCGUUGUCAAGACUAUAUUCUCUUUUUUCCUCAGCCUAGCAUCUAGACAAGGUCAUAGCGCUUUCGUACUGAGACUUCGGAAGCCUAACUGGCUUUCGACACCCAGGCCGUAAUUCCUUCGACUAUGUUGAGGCUUCUGAGUACUGUUGUAGCGUGCGGCCAUCAUGACCGGUCUGGCGUUAUUGUUCAGGGCCUCGUUGUCUCAAGGUCGUUCACCCCUUGCAGCGAGCCGCUCCAGAAGUGCUGACCGGAAGCCACCCGACCGACUCCAGCUCGAACACAAUUGUGUCCUCACAGCGUCGCGGUCACCCAUGCACCACUUGAACGCACCACCCCCUGCAACCAGUAAAACAGGCCACUGGGACACCACCCCUCGGCAAAUUCAACACACUGACUGGCCACCACUUGAGCUUGGCCUACUAGCCUACAAAAGCGACUGCCACCACUGUCUCACGGACUCUCAGGCCUGACUGGACGCAGUCAACACCAGCUCUGGCCUCUCCAGUAGUCACUGCCGUCUGAGAGGACAACUCCGGGUUCUGUGCACAGUAAACCCCUCAUUCUGGUGCCUUCCAUCUUCUCCUUCCAACACCAGGAUUUGCCCUGAUUAAGGUAGCGCUCAGACGGCACACACCCACACUGCGUAGCCCCAGCACUGAGCCACCAAGAUAAGGGGAUUUGUCCAAAGCAGUAUGUGGAUUGUAUUCGACACUUAUUAAUUCUGCGCACUCCAUGGUCGGUGUCGGUUGGCCCGUGACAAUCACUGUCUACAAAAUUGGCGCCUCCAAAGACAAAUAGGUCAUCCAGUCCUUUAAGAUUUUCGUAGACAUGUGUGCGUAGGUCGUCAAUUCUUUUCCAUUGGCCCGAUUGCUGGGGCAAAGUCCACGUAUUUCGUUGACAAAUGUCCGUCAACACUGGGGAAAACAUAAACCCGAAGAGGGCUGGGUAAAAUAUGAAAUCCCGCUUCACCCCGUUUAUCACUUUGAGGUUUCCGAGGUUGAUUUACUACCCGCCGCACGCUAUCAUCCUAUUACGCGGUUACUUAAUCAUAAUGAACCUUCGAGGUGGUUGUUUGUCAUCGUUAGUUCCCACGUGAGAGAGGCUGCUGCUGCUCUUCCCUUGAUCUGAGGAUUUAUGGCUGAGUACGCAACCAAAAUGCUCGACCCGACGCUCUAGAAUGUGCGAUUUGUUUCGUGGUAGGACUUUCUCAUUCGUGCUGGAAAGCAUGACUUUCACUGAGCUGUGCGCCGUAAGCUGCUUUGAUGACUGCGCACACCGUGUUUCUCUGCGUAGCUUGAUGCUUCCUCCCCCUGAUCUUGUCUCUCUGAUUGAUUCUCCAUCCUAGUUUUUUUUAAAUACUGGUCAUUCCAGAAUUCAUCAGCCUGCUGCCCUCGCUAUUAAGAUUUUACAACGAUGCUUAAUGAUUUGCCAUACUUACGACACGGAUACUAGCCGAAAGCCCUGACGCGUGUUUCGCCGAUCUUAUGCCGCUCCAUGACGCAGCCGCGAAGAGUUCGGUCCAUCAGUGCGUCCCUGUGUGCUUUCUGGUAUACAAACUCCAGUGUCCAUGCUACUGUUUAUAAUUUCCUCGGGAAUUAAUGCGAGCUUGGAGUAAACUCUUUAAGACAAAGUAUACCAGCUUUCAGAGCCAGCCCAAAAGCCUCUUUUCCAAAUGAUUUACUCCAAGUUCUUUCAUUAGUUUCAGAGGAAAUGAAAAAGGACAACUGCACGGCAGUCUAACCUUCUGAUGAGCACGUAGUCCAGCAGUUGUCGGUAACUCAAGCGACAGUCCAUCUUGUGGUCGUGGAAGCGAAAAACGGUGUCAAUCUCGAUUAAGUCUUCUUGUGCACACGUUUUCAGCAGUAUCGGCGCGUUGCUGUUUCCAACUCUGUGACAAAUAUGCACUCCCUGUUAAGCGACGUGUUUGUUCUAGGCACAGACGUAUGCAGCUGUCCAGGUCCUCACAUAACUUGUCUCUCAGGGCGUGAGGACUUUGAAUUCUCGGAGCGCAAGGGCCGACACCGCUGGCCAAUUUAUCUCUACUGCGUCAGGGUUACAUUGCCGUGGGAUAGUUGUGGAUUAUCUACAAGAGGACAGACAGCUCUCUGAAGGUGUCCUAUCUUAGCCAAAUCUUACGACUUACGUUUCGAUUUUUUCAAAAUAGUGUCACUAUUUUACUUUUCUACUAGGUUGAGGAUAGUUUUCUGUUUUAGGGGUUGAUAUCUUAUUUUACCUCAAAAUAUGCCUAACCUUACUCUUUGAGCUCUCACCGAGUCUUUCUUUUUUAGUACUCUAUUCUAUUCCACGUAUAAAGCUUUUUAGACAUGCAAAUCUCAUGUACUUAGGCUUGAUAUCUGGUCAGUUAUUCACGCAUGUUUAUGCUUUUAUUUAUAGUGAAAACCGGCCAGCGGCGAACACAAUCUGCGUAGCCAACCACACCACUCCCGUGGACUUUGCUGUUUUAGCUAGUGACAAUACAUAUGCAGUGGUAUGCCGCAGCCUUCCAAUUUAAUAUCUAUUCAUUGGAUUCCCAUUUUUAAAAACUAAUAAUUCUUAGCACUACACUAUGCAUGUCGUUUCAUUAUCAUUUUGAAAAAAGGUUCUCUGAAUUUUAGGCCAUACAGACGGUUUUUAUCCCAAAUUUUGACUAGGUAGUUUCACAGGGGAACUAGUAGAAAUCCUAUCUUGAAUUCUUAUCCAUUGAUUUAGCCGACCCCAGAGUACACGGUAGUGCGAAUCAGUUUGGCACAUGUCCUGCGAUCAUCGUCUAGAUCCUCAGCACUUAUUAUCGCAUUAGAGUCUUGUUGUUGAACACCGCAUACCGUCGGACAAAUCAGCUUCUCUGUACCACAUAUACCCUUUGCUGUUGGCCACCGUGGUAGCUGUACAAACUCAAAGAGGUAUUCGGAGAGAUGGUAUAAUAAAUGUCCUCAACUCAAGUGGACGGUUUGUGACCUAAGCAAUCACAUCUCGGCUUGAUUUAAGGGGUCUUAUGCUUUGCCAACUACAACUGACCGCCACCAUCACGUGCUUCAAACAUUGCCGCAAAACUGUGCGAACUCGAUGUUCGAAUUACGAUCGUCUCAUCAAUUAGGUUGACCAUAUUCUAGUAAUUUCAGGGCAUCGUAUCCGAACUCGUGAUAACAGAUGAAUGUGUUGUGCCGAAACUCGCAGCUCCUGUGUGUCAGAACAUGUACUCGUUCAUACACGCCUAAACGUUCAGCCCUCAUCUACAUCAAAAUUGUCAUCUGCAAGACUUGAUGUCACAAAACCGCGACAGCCCAGCACAAUCGAGGCUCAGAGCACGAGAAACCUCAUCCCAUAUUGCGGUCCGAAUAGAAGAAAAAACAGUCCUCAAUCUGUGAGACAGUAGGAAGGAUUCUCAGGCUCACCCAGCGACAUAAAAAUACUGGGUUUAAGCGCCCUACACUUCCCUGACCGGACGGCUUGAAUUAGACACCGCAACAGUAAAUCUUCCAGAAAUUGAAGUCAAAUUCGGUUUUUGAUGACCAUGAAAACCAUUGAGCUGAAAUUUCGACCUCAGUGGAGCGGGUCGUUCACUUCGGUGACACUCGAAAACUCUGCGAGUUUAUUCGCCAGGUUAGUGGUGGGUCCUCGGUACGGAAUGACUGUUCACCGUUGGAAUAGCCGAUUUAAUGCUGAGAACUCGGUCAUGACCGAGCGCCGACGUAAGCACUUGGAGUACGUCGACUCUGUUGACCUUCUGUUCGUGCGAUGGUCGUGCCUGCAUUGGCGCAAUCCAGUGUUAAUAUUGUCCGCCCUUUGGAGGUGCGCCUGCCUCGUCACGUAUUAUGGUGUCAGGCUCAGGAAACUGCCCUAGCAUGUACCACAGUGGUGUCACUGAAGACUGAUCAGCCCAGCGUCACUAUCGUUCCGACUAAUCAAACCACGUGUCCAUUUGUGAGCGGGGAACCGGUGUCCCGAGGGUUGCACUUGUACGUCUUCGUGGUUCCGUGGCACCUACUCAUAUACAACCCGAAACUCGUCCCCCUCUUUUUUGAAAGCUCGUUUACGUUGGGCGGGGAUCAGCAUGUGCGAACUUUAAGCCAAUUUAAUUUCAUCGGCCACUGCUCCCAAGUUCAUCUUUGGUCGUUUUGCCGUUGUAUUGUCAUUAGAAUUUGAAGGCGGAAUGCGCUAGGUACUUCUGAUGUAUGCUGCACGAGUAAAACAGCGGUGACAGGUAUUUGCGAUGUGCUCCCCCACGCCGAAUGCUGAUGACGCACUAAAGAACUUUUCACGGUACUCAGGCGUGUUCUAAUGUGUAACCUGAUCGUUGCGAGUAACUGAAAUAUCAGGACAGAGUAGCGCAAUACAUUUAUUAGGCGAGACCUUGACAACCACUCAGUGGAAAUCGGUUGCACAAAUAGUAAAGGACUUUCCUGUUUUACUGCGCUGAGCCAAUUAUACGUUACAGGUUCUUGCUUCCACAGCAUAGGAGACAUAUUGUCGUCUGUUUCUCUAAUGGCGGUUGCGCUCAAAGUUGCAUCGAAUUGAAUUCGAUCUCUACAAAACCGGUCCGAUGGGCAGAUACUACAAGAGACUGUCCACUUUAGAGGUGAUCGAACAUCAGAGACUUGUUUCUUGAGAUUACACAAUCAGGACGAACUGCGGAGCAAAGUGGCCAGAGAUUUAGAGCGUGCCUUUGCUAACAAUGAUACUAGGAAGUAAAAGGUCACUGUGUAAAACCUGCCAUGUCAUUAUCAUCCGUGUCACUUUAGAAAUCAGACGGCUUUUCUACGUACAAUUUUAAGGUCAUAGUAUCACCCACAUGCGAUUAACGCAAAUCCGGUUAGUAUUGAAUAAUGCCGUUUUUAAACCUUUUAUGCAUAAUUUCGCCGUCAGGGUCUUUCGAAAAUGCAACCCUCGUUCCUAGAGAUCGCAAUUUAACUCCAGUUUUGGAAGUCAUUUGGGUGCCCCCAAAUAACAGCCUUGAAGUCUUGACCGACUGUCUACCGUCGUGUGUUUAUGUAGGUCAAAGCUUGUCCGCAUUUUGGCAAGACCGACUUACACGCAGUUUAACUGAGGCGAUUGCGAAGAGGCAGUAAAUUCGGAAGUCUUUGCGCAGCAUCGGAGGCACCCCUUAAAAGUUAUAGGUACUACUGCGGACGAAGUUAGGGGUAACUGACAUUGCACUCAUUUUAAUCGGUUGCCUAAUCAGUGGUUCCUGGCCGUUUGCCGGGUUAAGAGCCAAAGCUGUUUAUAUAAUGCCGUUACAGGUGACUUGUAGAGAACAUUUCUGUCGUCGUCCCUUUCCUUUGCGUGUGGCCCAGCACCGUUAUGUUACGCUUCGAUCUCGUGUGUUUUGGUCGCAAUGCACUAUUCAGGGUUGCGCCUUCUGUGGCCGUUGUUGGUUGUGAAGAACCGCAAACGCUGAUUCGGAAGAUUGUGAAAUUGCCGUCUGGAGCUUCUCGAUAAGUCUACUAGCACAAUUGAACAUUCUCAGCUGUUAUAUUCAAUUAUCAUUGUUUACUAAUCAUUGAAACUUCUGUAUUUCAGCCCUCUUUAAUGUAUUAAAUGGUAGACAGUUCAAAACGACGUUUUGUAUUGAAGAGUAAGAGAAUUAGGCUGUUCCGGCCCGGAUCCGCCCGAAAUGCGCUCUGAAACUAUCACAACGCGCUUCCAGUUUGACUUGGAAAGUUAAAAACUGACGGGAUAACCCGGUCGUGUGCAUCACGGAAAGCCUGCAAUGACUCCUUAAUAUGGCCUUUAUGGCACUCCUACUUGUAUGGGCUUCAAUACUCCUCUCUUUCCUUGAAAGGCGCUGCGCGCGCGCCUGCUUUCAAUCGUUCUGACUCACCCUCCUUGGCUGCUGUGGGUCAAGUUAGCACAGUUCGUGGAAAGAAUAUCUCGCAAAUACGAAGCAGAACAAAAUAAGUGCUAUUUGCUCAUGUCGGCGUCUGUAUGCUCACCUAUCCAGUUAAUCCUUACUCCUAAUCUAUUUUUUUCAACAGGUCCUAAGAAUCUGACCCUGAUCGAGCUCUUGUCUGUGUUUUAGUUUGCUCUUUAAUUUGCAUUUUUCCGCAUGCUCUAGGACGUUUUUGUGGGCAAAACUAGAUAUAGGAUAAGCUUUUUUCCAGUCUAUCUUUAGGCCUAUAGCCUACCUCGAGGGAACGGAGUCUGCUUUGCUCAUAGACUGUUGAUUAUUCCGUCUGUCGGUUUUACGCCACCAGACCGCCCUCGGACAGAUAUCAUCAACCCUGACAGUCACGUUUCCCGUGUCUGGUAAGCCGGCAUUUCGACUCUUACAAGCGACAACGUGCACCGUGGCCCCACGGGGUUGGCCCAGCAGCGGUGACUUACGCGUGAAUGUAUUUAUGGUUAGGAGGAUCUGCGCUGCACCUAGCUCACCCUACCCCUCCUCACCAAACUUGUUUCAAUGGCAAGACAGUGUUAAGACUACCGGAGGCGGACGUGGACGCAGUAGUUGACAAAGACAAGCAACCCGUCUACGUGUGCCACACGCGACCUGUCUCCCGCUACAUGUGCCAGGCCACAACAAGGGCGACUAUGAUUUCACAUCGGCGAGAAUGCUACCAAUGUCCCAUGCAGAAGUCAUCGCAGCCUGGCUGUCAGUCCUGUCACUCCAAAGUACUCACGAUGAGGUGUGAGUUAUCCCGUCGGUUGGCAACCUUCCAAGUCCCGACGCUUAACACGUCUUGAUUGAUUCAAGCGCACCAGGUGGGAUUCGCUAAUUUUCUGCGGGAAUGGGGCCUCCUCUCCUUCUCUCACGCCCCAGUCGGAGUUUGUCAAACAGCUGGUGCCGAGAAUGGGUGCAGUUGCUGACGCGGCGUGAAGAUCUACGUCCAUGCUUGCCAGAUGCAUGUAUGGGCUCGCACAAACUUUGCGCACCUCGAACGCAGCCCGUUUAGGAGGCACAACUUCAGUCAUCGGGUCCCAAUUCUAGUCUAGUUAGCUCGGUUUUAUACGCCGGGACACAGUCUGCAGUUGUAGUCUCCGCUCAGUGCGUUCUGUGUUAUUACAGUUCAUAGCUUAACUUUAACUUUUUCUUUAUGAUUCCGGAAAUAUGCCGUAUUUAAAGUGAUGUCUUACGUUCGUCCUGCUAAGAUCUUUUGGUCUUUCUAGGUUGGACAGAAACAGGGCGGAUUCUUCGGCCUGGUUGAGCGGAUUCUUUCGAGCGCAGUGCCCACCAUUUGGUUUGAUCGUAGUGAAACAUUCGACCGCAGCGCUGUUGCCAGGCGCCUCCGCGAACACGUAGCCACUCCUGGAGCGCCUCCCAUCCUCAUCUUUCCGGAGGGGACGUGCAUCAAUAAUACUUCGGUAAUGAAGUUCAAAAAGGGUUGCUUCGAAGUCGGUGCUGUAAUUCAUCCUGUCGCUAUACGAGUGAGUGCAUUUCGUGACUUUUACUUCCAGUGAUUUUAAUAAUCCCAAUUCUUCAGACAUUCCUUUGAACUAUCCAACUUAGAGUUCGAUUGUCCCCUGCAAACUUUUACUGACCUUGUGAAUAUGUUUUAACCAGCUGCAUUCGGAGGACGUUUUCCCAAUUCCCAAUUCUUUCUUUUUCCAAUAUCAGCAGAACAAGUUUUCCCCCAGCUCACCUGUCAGCAGUCAUCUCAAGCCUCGUCUCGUUGCUUUCUCGCUUUAAGGCGUAGGUCCUUUAAGAGCCAGUGCACCUUGAGGCCUCAUUAACUCUCUCUGAGACCUGCAUUUAGCCUGCGUUUUUGCACCUCCGGAAGACCAUUAAACUCUUCAAUCUAUUCCAACCUCAAAAAUAAAGUUUUCAAACGAAAACAGUUUUCCGUUCCUAUAAUAAGGUCUCAUCCAGGUGCGCCGUGGUCCUCAAGGUUACUUGGCUGUUUACACCGUCGCCAAUCAGACGAUGUGAACACGCGAGUGACUUUGUUUACAUGACUAUACCUUUUUACCUGUCGAUUUUAUCGCCUUCACUGGUUUUCCACUACUCUUCCUCGAGGCUCCAGUAGUACUUUCUUGACUAAUGCCAUUCAGCGUUUAACCUUAUUGCAUGCCACCAUUGCCGCUACCGUGAAGGUGCGAUCGUCUAAAGAUGAAUGUACACUGAUGGGUGAAAUUUAGAACCAGUGAUUAUUUUGGAUCUCCCUUCUCCAUGCCUGAUUCCUCUUUUUCCCUUGUAGUGAGACUUGUAAGGUACACUGUGUCUGUUUUAAUGCUGUAGGAACCAUGGACAACGCUCUCAUGAUGGCGUUCUUACUUGAAUAUAAAAGUUGUUUGUAGCGUCAAACCAUGAUAAACCUAACGAGCCUGUGUUGUCUUCGCAUUUCCUUAAUCGAAUAUUAUACUCAGAACUGCCCAACCUGACUCCACAUCCAGACUUUGCAAUCCUUUUACAGUUACCCGCUCUCUCAUCUCUCUAUUGAAUGGCUGGUAUUUCAUCGCAAUUCCUAUUUUACCAUGGGCUUCUAGGUUAUCCUUAGCUAAGUUGGUGAAAACAGUCGGCUUUAAAAUAUUAUACAACUUACGGGUACAAACCAUCCCUACUGUACUGACCAAUGCAUCAGCCUCUCCUGAUUUCCAAUGUUCAGGCCACAAACCCAUUGCAGAUGCCUGAUUAAGGUUGGUAUUUUUCCACCGGAAAAGUAUUUGUUAGUGCACACCCAUGGGAAGAUUCGCAUCGGAUGAUAAUAAACUCAUCUUUUGAGCCAUUAAAGUGGCAUCUUGGUGACGGGCGUGCCACGUUAGUGGAGAUUUUGAGCACCUGAACGCGUAAUCGAAGUUGACACCUCGAGCUCAUCUUGCGGCAAGCAUUUAUCACCUGUGCUAUUCUGUGAAUCGUGUGUGCUGCGUUGCUGCAUAAUUGCGAACCGAAAAAUUACUUGUCGGCUUUGCCCUGACUUAUUUGCGUUCCUGUACGUUGAUAAGUGAAUAAUUUCCUGAGUAAUAGCCUAUUCUCAAGUUCUUUCGAUCUUAUCCAACAUUUGCCGUUUAUUCGAGUCACCACAUUAUCGACUUAUCUUGGUCUCUGUCCCUACCUACUGGGGUUCUGCCAGCGUCAGUCAAGGUUUCGGCUCUUGUCAUUCGGAAUCAGGUUUUCUUGCGGUCGUGCAAUAAACGACAAAGAGAUGAUUAUCUAAGUAAGGUACAAAGAAUGACAGCGUUCUAACCCUUAUCUUGUUUCCUUGAGAUCUAUCAAGAGCCUAGCGGAUGGUCUCGACAACUUGCUACUUGCUAAUUAGUUUCCAUGUAGGAGACGGAAGCUGGUUUCUAAAGUAUCACGACAUUUUGAGGGCACACUUGCGCACCCGACGCUCCCUCUAUAGUAAACGAAUCACCCCUGGGAAUUAUCUGAAUGCCACUCUCCGUUGACGUGCUUCGAGGGUUGUAAGGUUGACUCGUGCCCCAGUGUGUGUGAUUUGUAUUUAUUUACGCUACCGCUACCAGUGCUGUCAGAUAGUAACAGUACAAGCCACUGAAGGGCAGUUGAGCAGGAUUAGGUGUAGACUCUACGAUAAUGAUUUGUAAUAGUCAGGCAACUUUUACUGUGCAUUUCCCAGGGUUGCAUCGUCGGACGAAAUUAUUGCCCGCUUUAAGCGCUCCAAAAAUUGACAUUUUAGUUUCUAGGAUUGAGCAUGUAAGGACUCCGAAAAUCGUUUUGAUUGAUGGACAAAAUCGACUAAGGGUUCUUUGUGAAGGGCAGCUAAAUAUAUCUUCAACCCUGGCGAAGAGGGAGAAAUUUAGUUUUAUCCUAUCGUUUCGGCUACCAUCUUCAGGGACUGGACAGCUUGUGCGCAGCUCUCAUUAUAUGGCGCAUUUUGCGUGAUAUGUAGGACGCCAAUGCCGACUGUGGGUGUAAAUCGGACCCCCGUUUCGCCGUAGUCUGCGUCGCGCCCGCCCUCGUUGGUCGAGGCGGUAAUUGGCGACCCCGAUUGUUUCACGCCACCAUCGUCUCCUGUCAAGUAGGUUCGCAAAAUCAGGUAGGAGGAGGCAGGCAUAUCUGACGGUUGACUAAGCAGUCGGCGGACAUCUAGAUUUCUUGCGCCUGUCGUGUUGCGUGAUCAUUGCCUCGACCCACUAUCCCAACCGCGUCGAAGUUCACCAUGUGUCUCGUCAUCGCAGCGUGGCUUGCUGCCUCCGACUGCGUCCAACCUUCGAACGGCUAACCGGUGCUCAUGUGUUCGCCUGUGCAGUCCUCGACCGGUUUUUUUCUGUGUACUUGCACUCCCCGCAGCUACAUAGUAUUACAGCCUCAUUCACCGAUCAUUUAACGAUUUUUUUUCAGUGCCGUUUUUGAGUAUUAUUGAGUGACUUGGCCACUCGUGUCUGAAUAUUCAGCAUGCAACGUGUGUGAACUGGUGUAAGAAUAUUCGCUGCGCAAACCUUGAUAGGCAGUCUUUGAAAUCACAGUCAGAACUAGGUUUAUGAAUAUUUGAAUAUUGGCACAAUUGUUGUUAUGCUGUCUACGACAGCGCACUAAAGUUCCCGUCAAAUACGGAGUGCAAACUGAAAUUGUAGACGCUCAGCAUUACUCUGAAGAUACUCAAACAAUGUAGAAAUAAUAUCACUACUAUAUGGUCCCCUCUUCCGAAUAGGUGGAAGGUAGCUAACAUUCUCCAAACAUCUGGGCAAUUAACUGCCUAGCUUUCCCAGGAGACGGUGUGUGUUAUUCCGUUUGAUCCCAAGUCUGCCAUUUUCCUUGGGAAUCUAUUCCUGGUAAGUCUCUAUUUUAAAUCGAGAGAUCUGCGAUCGGAAGUGUAUCAAACCAUUGUUUGUCCGAAAAAUAGAAUCAGACCCAUUAUAAGGAUGGAAAAAAACAUUAGGUGUUCCCAACUUAUCUAUUGUAUACAUCUUCAAGAAUAAAAACCGCAACGGUGGCCCCUGGUUCCCGAAGAACACGAAAAACAACAUAGUAAAUGACAGAGGAAUUUCUUUCCUACUGAAGAAAAACCACUUUAUAAAAGCUAGUUCGUUCAAGAACAGCCUCCAAGAAGUAGGCAUAUCUCCGCAAAAAUAAAAAACAAAGACUAACUAGCGUAGAAACAGAUGGUUUGCCACAAGAUGCAAGCCACCGACCAGCCUUAAAAACAGGAGACCGGAAUUAAAAUUUGUUAAAAAGCUUUCUUCUAAGAAACACCAAAGUACGGAUAAGACGAAAAUAAAGUGCUAUCAGACCGGUUGGAAGCGUUUAGAUAAGUGAAAUAUUCACUCGUGGGUCAAGGCAAACCACCUCGUCUGUGAAGCAUUCUGGCGGUAUUGCUGUAGCAUGGUCAUUUAUGGUUGCCAAUGAAACUAGUCGCUUUUUUGUUUAUUGAUGGUCUGACUAAUGACCAUGGUAGUGAGACAAUUGCCUGCACAAAUUCAGUCAGCUACCUCAAAGCUCAUUGGACAGUGUUUCACGGUGCAUAUUGAUAAUGUCUAGCGGCACACUACUGUAGCAACCAAAAAGUCGAGAGAAAGAAGUGGGUCGUUCCGCGGUGGCGAACUCUAUCAACAGACUCGAAUCCACUCGAUUGGGCACUUAAUUCGUUAAAGACUGAACGCCCCAAGUACAAGCAGAGCCUGAAGGCGGUUGCAGUAAGCGCCUGGUAAAUAAUCACUAAGCAUGUAGCUCAAUAUCUGUGGUGUCAAUGGAUUCCAGACUUCAGAUUCUCAACGUUAGUAACUGUGUGCCUUCUAAGCGGGCCGCGUGUUAGACGCGCUGUACCAACACAGGAGCCAUACCAGACUCUGGCGAGCGUUAUCGGAAUGCGCACCAUAACAAUUGCCAACAUUUCGGGGUGCUGUGGCAGACCCACCUGCCGCUGUACGUCGCGCACUUUGGGACCCCUGCCGUCCCCCAUUGUUUUUACUGAUCAAAAUCCUGGUCAUUUGCUAUGUGGACCAGGGGGGGGUGGAGUGGAGCGCCGAGGUGCAGGCUCGACCGCGCCCUCCCCGGCCUCCGGUCUUCUUGAUUCUGUCUUGACACCGGGUCCAGGUGGAGGGUAGGAGAUAGUGCGUUGGAUGCCGUGCAAGUCCACAAUCACAAUAAGCUAAUUUGCGCGCAAGUCAUCAUCUCUGAUUUCACUAUACUGUGAAGCACACGGUGGACAUCAUCGGUCACGACGGUCGAACCAUCGCAUACUUAGCGGUAAGUCUUUCAAUGAACGAUUCACGAGUUUUGAUGCAUGUUGCUACUUCAAUGAUCAGUCUUCACAUCGAAUAUUCUCACGCAUAGGCUUGAUUGUCUUGUUGCGACCGUGGAAGGAGGUCAUCCGCAUUCUCGAUUUGUGCGCUUCACCUUCUUACUGGCCUUCAUUUUGCCUUACGCUAUAGUAUGACCCACGUUAUGCGGACUGCUUCUGGAACAGCAGUCAGGACAGCCUCUUCCAGUACCUUUUGAAAAUGAUGUCGUCUUGGGCCAUGGUAGUUGACGUCUGGUAUCUCCCACCUGAGCGCCCUCUUCCUGGCGAGGAUGGAAUCCAAUUCGCCGCUCGUGUUAAACGAAUAAUCGCCAAACAAGGCGGCCUGACCGCCAUGGACUGGUAUAUUCAUACGUAUUCUGUUUUUUCUCAUCAUAAGUACUAGUUGCGUGCGAUACGCUUUACACUCCUGUUUCUGCUUUAAAAUUCCGAGUAAUUUUCCACCGUUUUGCCCCUUUAGGAUAAACGGGCACAAGGGGUACCUGAACUUCCCACCUGCCACUGACCUGGAGUACGGCAGAACACAUAUGUCGUUCAGACCCCUUAAUCAGCUCUCUCUUGUGCUAUUUUUGACUGUUUGGAAGCUGAACUGGGUUGCUCCCGUGCACAAUGCAAAAAAGUGGUCUUGUUUUGCAAUCGGGCUGUUCCCUGUAAUCCUCAUUUCACUUGUCUAACGCCUUUCCGCCAUGAGGUGUGGUUGUGCGGUUGGCGGUGUUCGAGUCUGUGUUAAAUAUUUCUGCCUUUCAGUGGUGCAGAUCAUGCCGGUGGUGAUGGUCAAAACGUGGUCAUAGAAUAUGAGCCAAGUGGAAGACGAUAGUGGAUCAUCAUGCUGUAGUCGAACAUUUCCAUGAGGUUUCUUGUGAGGGUUGAGUGUAGGCGGGUCCCCAAAAGCCACUCGAAUUGUUUGUUGGACGUUGUCUCUAGCGCUUUGGCUCAAGAAAGAUGUCCGUCUCGUGAGCUCAGUGUUACUACCCUCGAUCCGACGCCGUUGCCCACACGGAGCUGUUGAAUAGAGGUCAACUGAAGAUCUGGCUGGACACGGUUCAUCACGACAUGGAAGUGGUUCUUUGACCUUCGCUAUUCGGGUCGAGCUGUUCAGAUCUGCUGCUGCAGACCGUCUUACGUGGGGAGGUACCAUACGUGACAUUAUCGAAGCCGGUUAGAUCAGGCAUAAUCGCGGCCGUACUGAGUACAAGUGCAAAUCGGCGCCUCUUCAAAGUGCUAAGGGUUUCAAAACUUUAAUUUCCAAAAAGUCGUAGCUUCUCAUUCUUUCUAGGGAGAACGUCGAGCUUCAUGUAAGCAUUAAAAGCUCUAUAUAAGUAGUUAUUCCCCCCCCCCUCGUGGGCUUACCCCCGGAAGUUCUCAAACUUUAGUUGAAAACCUGUGCUUUACGGCGUUUUAGUUACUUUCGGUUAGAUUUCAAAAGUUUACUCUGCUUGUUUGUGGUGCCCUCUCAGUGUCCCCCCCCCUUAUGUGACCUAAGGGAAAGGUCGCAUUACUUAUGCUUCUGAGUGAUACGGCCGCAAUUCUGCCUGGUAGAGUUUGAUCCAACGAUGUUCGGCGCGAUUUCUCCACGCGCAACAAUCUGUGGCAAAUCUAUUAGCUUGGUCUGUGCCCCUCCAGCUGAGACACCAGGGACCCAGAUACUGUCCCGGCCUCUUGAGUACCAGUGUUCAGCCCGUUUUUGAGCUCACUGUCACUUCGUUGUCCUGAGUGAGGAAAUAGCGUUGAAUUUGUAGCCGCCAUUUUCAGAUCUACGGGCAGUGUGUACAAAGCACUUCAGUUGUCUUGGCAUAUUUCGGAGGUAUCCGCGCUCGGCUCAUUGGUAGCUCCCCCAGCGUUCCUCGUGUGUUUUGUGGCACAAACUCCAUUUUCAAUGCUGAGUUUUUUACUUUCUCAGGAGGUAACAUGCAAACUUCCAGCAAGUUAUUCGACGAAAAUCUCAAGUUCGGUACGAAAGUUGGUGUAAAUAUUUCAGCCGACCAAAAUGUAUGGGAACCUUGAUGCAUAGCCCAGAUACCUUCCUUAAGCUGACUAUUUUUCAUCAUGAUAAACAACUUUCUUUUUUGGCAUGUGUGAAUAAACCGACCUCUUUCAUCUAUUACUCUACGCUAUACAUUUUGAUCUUGAUAGGGGAUUUCAUCAGCUUAGUUGAGGUCGUUCAAAUGACGUCUGUUGACUUUGCUUUGCACAACUAUGAUCGUACCUGGUCAAUCCGGCCACUGCAAUGUCCGGUAUAGUAUUCCUCUGCGCGUUACCAUCUGCGACAGCGGAUCUUAGUACUUUCCCUCCCCUCCCUUCUGGAAGAGGGUGAUGUCAAAUACCGAAGGUUCAUGGGCCACAUCGAGGUCCUGACGGGCAGUUUCGGAUGCCUGGCUUGUGGCUAACCUCUUCGUGGUCUCUAAGGCAUGGAGUUGAAUUGCGGCCACUAUACUGAUCUCAUGGGAGUUGAUGACUAAAACUGUGCCAAAACCAAUUUACCUGUCUGUCUUUGAUGACAUUAAAAGCCCUUGUGGGAUUGUCACAGCAUAUGCAGUCUGUCUCGUGUACAUGGAGUUCCUGUACUUACUUCGAAAGAUCGUUCUCAGGCAAUAUUUGUGGAAAACUCGCAUUCGAGCGUUGCCGGCGUUUGUUUUGUUAUGCGGAAUCCUCGUCUCGGUUCACUAGUUAUUGCAGUCUUCUUUGUCAAUUUCACCGUUGUUUCACAGAUUUUGCUGAACCCGUAUUUUUAUGACCUAACUCGCGCCCUCUGAGUAUACAAAUGUAGGAUCCUUAAAUUGGUGUGUUUAUCACAGAAGAGCUCGCUGCUUCCGAGAAUGGGUUGAGAUGCAUCGCAAAUUAAUAACAGAUAUGAUUAUUUGGUUUUAUGUUCUUCGAUUCGGGCCUCAGUACAAACCGGUUCCUGUUCUCACAGUAUUGAAUGUUUUGGCUCUCGUCAUUUUACACUAGACCUUACGAAAACAGUCACUUGGGAUACGGAUUCCAGGCGAAUGCCGAGGAGAGUUGUCGAUACAACGUGUAUAUGAAGAAUCGGUUAAAGAUAGUUGACCCGCCUGUAUUCGGCUUAUUCCUCCACAUUAAUGGACAUUCUUUUACAGAAUCAUGUCAGUUAUGGUUUUAUGGGGAAACGUCUGCUUCAGAUGCCAAAGAAUCUUUAUCAUCCCCAAGCGGAGUCUCAUUUGUCUUUUUACCCUCCUAAAUUCGGAAUUAGUGCCUGUCCGACAUCAGGUCAACAAAGCUUUGGCUUAUCAACUUCCCCCCUCCUAACUCCCUUCUCGCCUUGUCGCUAUCUUCAACAGAACCUGCGCUACUAAGUAUCGAACCGAAUGCUAUACUUCUUAUCGUCAGUUGAACUGACUGGCCAUUUUUUACUUUCUUUUCGGGACGCACCCAACCGUCGUUUGUACUCAACCCUGGCUCAUCUUGAAGUCGCUGGUCCGAUAUCUGAGCUUCUUACAGGUCGCUAAUUGUCCUGUCAUUAACGUCCUUACGCAGGCGAUGGGACGCCACCAGAAGAAAAUGACUUCGUCCAGUACUCUUGUUGCCUCAAUGCGUGCUUAACUUACGUUUGCUUGCUAUAAAUCCCACGAUUGUGGAACUUUCCUGCCCGUAACCGCCAUGGCGCUCUUUCAUCCAUCGUAAUUUAUGAGUAUCACCACGGCCUGGGUAGACGACGACGACGACGACGACGACUUGAUAGUGAACUGCUUUAUGAUGUAGGGUAUUUGCACAAAUCUACCUCGCCCCCUCUCACCACUUCUAUCAUCUUCCAUUGACAAGACAAAGUCAAAACAAGUAGAGGUGGGCGUUGGCGCAGGGGUUGACGAAGUUAACCCGGCAAAUGCGCAUGCUACAUGCAUGCCUACGUGCACCUACAUAUGCACACAUGCACUAGACCUUAAUAAAAUUCGUAGGACCCAACUGUGAAAAACUCGGCGGCCUCGGUGGGAUUUGAACCCACGACAGAAAGUGUAAGGCUUGAGUACAGUCAACGCCCUAACCGCCUGAGCUGUGAGGCCCCACCGGAAGCCGUUAGUCUAAUCACAUUUGGAUCAAUUUUCCCACCCAACCUACCGCAACGUAUAGAAUACACCAAUCUUGAGACAGUUGACCGCCAAGCAGGAUUUCCUAAGCAAUCUCAAAUCCAUCAGAUGACCGCUAGACUCACUUAAUGAGUGUUUUGGUAGCUUUGCAUAGUCUAGCUUGUCUGCAGGAAAGGAUCGUCAUAGGGCUUACGUUGAGGAGACGUUAUUGCAAUCGAACUCGCAGUUCUGAGAAAUACCCAGUUAUCACGUCAGUCGGUGACCCUCCAAGCCAUGUGAAGGGGUAAAAAUGCCGAAAGUGUACUGUGGGGAAAUUAAGCGCUAAGUAUGCACUAAGAAAGUUGUUUCCCGAUAGGACGCGCCGUCUUUCAUCUUCACUCGUGUAUUAUUGGCAAGCCCUAGUAGGGCCGACUGUAGAAGACUAGAUUGGACGCAGUGUCUGUCGCGACUUAAACCCUGUGCACCUAUUUUGUCUCAAGGUAGGUCUGAAGCUACAGCGUAACCUGUUCUGUGCCGCUGUGUUGUUAUUUCUCCCUCAUAAGCAUUCUUGACAGCCUGUCUGUGAAAGAGUUUGUUAUCUGUUUUCUUCUAAAAUUGCUUUUUUAUACAUAGGGAUGGGGAAUUGAAGCGAAGUCAUCCAAAGCCAACACUGAAGCUCACUCAACAGAAGUUGUUCAGUGAAAUGAUCGCCUCAGAAGAUUAG
Molecule: messenger RNA, 18502 nt
Organism: Spirometra erinaceieuropaei
Lineage: Eukaryota; Metazoa; Platyhelminthes; Cestoda; Diphyllobothriidea; Diphyllobothriidae
Source: the annotation of a GenBank genome assembly